Molecule: messenger RNA, 4028 nt
Organism: Lemur catta (Ring-tailed lemur)
Lineage: Eukaryota; Metazoa; Chordata; Mammalia; Primates; Lemuridae
Gene: SNAP91
Product: synaptosome associated protein 91
Exons: 26
Coding region: 1-2619 (872 amino acids)
Biological process (GO): clathrin-dependent endocytosis; clathrin coat assembly; synaptic vesicle budding from presynaptic endocytic zone membrane
Cellular component (GO): synaptic vesicle; extrinsic component of presynaptic endocytic zone membrane; clathrin-coated pit
Molecular function (GO): 1-phosphatidylinositol binding; SNARE binding; phosphatidylinositol-4,5-bisphosphate binding
Source: RefSeq, a predicted model, not a curated record
AUGUCGGGCCAAACGCUCACGGAUCGGAUCGCCGCCGCUCAGUACAGCGUAACAGGCUCUGCUGUAGCGAGAGCAGUCUGCAAAGCCACCACUCAUGAAGUGAUGGGCCCCAAGAAAAAGCACCUGGACUAUUUGAUCCAGGCUACCAAUGAGACCAAUGUUAAUAUUCCCCAGAUGGCCGACACUCUCUUUGAGCGGGCAACAAACAGUAGCUGGGUGGUUGUAUUUAAAGCUUUAGUGACAACACAUCAUCUCAUGGUGCAUGGAAAUGAGAGAUUUAUUCAGUAUCUGGCCUCUAGAAAUACGCUAUUCAAUCUCAGCAAUUUUUUGGACAAAAGUGGAUCCCAUGGUUAUGAUAUGUCUACCUUCAUAAGGCGCUAUAGUAGAUAUUUGAAUGAAAAGGCUUUCUCUUACCGACAAAUGGCAUUUGAUUUUGCCAGAGUGAAGAAAGGGGCCGAUGGUGUAAUGAGGACAAUGGCUCCAGAGAAGCUACUAAAGAGUAUGCCAAUACUUCAGGGACAAAUUGAUGCACUGCUUGAAUUUGAUGUGCAUCCAAAUGAACUAACAAAUGGUGUCAUAAAUGCUGCAUUUAUGCUUCUUUUUAAAGAUCUUAUCAAACUUUUUGCCUGCUACAAUGAUGGAGUUAUUAACUUACUCGAAAAGUUUUUUGAAAUGAAGAAAGGACAAUGUAAAGAUGCUCUAGAAAUUUACAAACGAUUUCUAACUAGAAUGACACGAGUGUCUGAAUUUCUCAAGGUUGCUGAGCAAGUUGGUAUUGACAAAGGUGACAUUCCUGACCUCACACAGGCUCCCAGCAGUCUUAUGGAGACCCUUGAACAGCAUCUAAAUACAUUAGAAGGAAAGAAACCUGGAAACAAAUCUGGUGCUCCCUCUCCGUUAAGUAAGUCUUCUCCAGCAACAACUGUUACGUCUCCUAAUUCUACACCAGCUAAAACUAUUGACACAUCCCCACCGGUUGAUUUAUUUGCAACUGCAUCUGCGGCUGUCCCAGUCAGCACUUCUAAACCAUCCAGUGAUCUCCUGGACCUCCAGCCAGACUUCUCCCCUGGGGGCGCAGCAGCAGCCGCAGCACCAGCACCACCAGCACCUGCUGGAGGAGCCACUGCGUGGGGAGAUUCUUUGGCUGCGCUUUCCUCUGUUCCCUCUGAAGCACAGAUUUCAGAUCCGUUUGCACCAGAGCCUACCCCUCCUACUACAACUGCUGAAAUUGCAACCGCUGCAGCUUCUGCCUCAACUACCACAACUGUCACUGCUGUCACUGCUGACGUGGAUCUCUUCGGAGAUGCCUUUGCAGCUUCUCCCGGGGAGGCCCCUGCAGCAUCCGAAGGGGCCGCCGCACCAGCUACCCCAACCCCUGUAGCAGCAGCACUUGAUGCAUGUUCAGGAAAUGACCCCUUUGCCCCAUCUGAAGGUAGUGCAGAGGCUGCGCCUGAGCUGGACCUCUUUGCAAUGAAGCCACCAGAGACCAGUGUUCCUGUAGUUACCCCUACAGCUAGCACAGCCCCUCCGGUUCCCGCAACUGCUCCUUCUCCUGCUCCUGCCGUUGCAGCUGCCGCUGCUGCCACUACCGCUGCCACCGCCGCCGCCACCACCACUACUACCACCUCCGCUGCCACCACCACCACCGCUCCUCCUGCUCUAGAUAUCUUUGGUGAUUUGUUUGAGUCUGCACCUGAAGUCGCUGCAGCGCCUAAACCCGAGGCUGCUCCUAGCAUAGACCUGUUUGGUACAGAUGCUUUCUCCUCUCCACCACAAGGGGCCUCUCCUGUGCCUGAGAGUUCUCUCACUGCUGACCUCUUAUCCGUGGAUACAUUUGCAGCACCAUCUCCUGCAACCACUGCCUCUCCAGCAAAGGUGGAUUCUUCAGGUGUGAUAGACCUUUUUGGGGGAUUUGGGGGUUCUUUCAUGGCCCCUUCUCCAUCACCAGUGACUCCAGCUCAGAAUAACCUGCUACAGCCCAAUUUUGAGGCAGCUUUUGGAACAACGCCUUCAACUUCUAGCAGCAGCUCCUUUGAUCCAUCAGUGUUUGAUGGUCUAGGUGAUCUUUUGAUGCCAACCAUGGCACCAGCCGGGCAGCCUGCACCUGUCUCAAUGGUACCACCCAGUCCCGCCAUGGCAGCCAGCAAAGCCCUUGGGAGUGAUCUUGAUUCAUCGCUUGCCAGCUUAGUAGGCAAUCUUGGAAUUUCUGGUACCACAUCAAAAAAGGGAGAUCUUCAAUGGAAUGCUGGAGAGAAAAAGUUGACUGGUGGAGCCAACUGGCAGCCAAAAGUAGCUCCGGCGACAUGGUCCGCAGGUGUCCCGUCAAGCGCACCUUUGCAAGGAGCUGUACCUCCAACCAGUUCAGUUCCUCCUGUUGCCGGGGCCCCAUCGGUUGGACAACCUGGAGCAGGAUUUGGAAUGCCUCCUGCUGGGACGGGCAUGCCCAUGAUGCCGCAGCAGCCUGUCAUGUUCGCACAGCCCAUGAUGAGGCCGCCCUUUGGAGCUGCCGCCGUACCUGGCACGCAGCUUUCUCCAAGCCCUACACCUGCCACUCAGAGUCCCAAGAAACCUCCAGCAAAGGACCCAUUAGCGGAUCUUAACAUCAAGGAUUUCUUGUAAACAAUUUAAGCUGCAAUUUUUGUGACCGAAUAGGGAAAAAAAUGAGUUUGGAGACUUCAAACAAGGUUGAUGCUCAGAGUUUCAAAGUGAGCCACCAGUACCAAACCCAAUGCUUAGUCAUAACUUCUCUUCCAAAACGUGUAGCACAGCCGUGAAAGUGAACAUUAGGAAUGUGUACUACCAUAGCUGUUAUCCCUACUCUCGAAAUCGUAGUGUAUUUGGGUUAUUUGUGUUGUACGACGUAAACAAUGAAUGGAUGUUUCUGAUGCCUUUAGUGCUUUUCUGACCUCGCCCAUGGAAGGAUGACACAGCUGUUGUAUGGUGAGCCAUUUAGAAAGAUGUGUCUGUGUUUUCGAAGGUUUCAAUGUACAUACAACUUUUGGACAAACCCUAAACACUCCCCAUAAAUUCUCUUUUCUUCUGUAUCUCUGUUACAAGCAUAGUGUGAUAAUAUCAGAUAGUAAGGAAAACACUCUUAAAUAUACAAAACUUUUUUCUGUGUGGAGUACAUUUUUCCAAUCACAGGAACUUCAACUGUUGUGAGAAAUGUUUAUUUUUGUGGCACUGUAUAUGUUAAGAAAUUUUAUUUUAAAAAAUAUAAAGGUUAACGUCCAUAAUAAAUACUUCUCCUUGAAGCUACCUUGUCAAGAAUGAAAAAUUCUAUGGGAGGAAUUCCCUAUUUAUCACUGCUAUAUUAAAAUAUAUAUAUUUUAAUUAUAUUUGACAGAUUUUGCAUCUAAAUUGACCUAUUUAUUCAUUCUUGAUUAAACGCACUGAAAAGUAAAGGGUCCGUUUCUAUCAUGUCCGUGAAAAUGCAAUUAGAGAUGUGCUAUUCAAGUGAUUGUGAAGGCACCCCAAGGUAUAUCUGUAAUCUAAAGAUUACUGCAAAUAUUUUUACUUUACUGUGGGUUUUAUGUACACCUGUUAAUUUAGUAUUUCUUUGUGUGUUCUGUAAACUAGUGUUCUUCCAUCCUUCAAUUGAGCUCAAAGUAGGUUUUGUUGUACCAUUGUGAUUAGGAUUUAAACUAAUUGAGAGAAUUGUAUUCUUUACUGUACAUAUUGUAUUCUUUAAUUUUUAAUUUGUUGUCAUACUGUCUGUGCUGAUGGCUUGGCUUAAGAUUUUGAUGCAUAAAUGAGGUCACUGUUGAUCAGUGUUGCUAGUGGCUUGGCAGCUCUUCGUAAAAGCAUAUUGGGUUGGAAAGGUGUUUGCCUAUUUUUCAAAUUAUUUAAUAGCUGUAUGGUACCAUUUAAAAGUGGUUGUAUCUGAAUUUACUGUGGGGAUAACAUACACUGUAAUGGGGAAAAAUUACCUAAAACCAAUUUCAAAAUGGCUUUUCUUUGUAUUUCGGUUGAAAAACCCAGUGCAUGUACGCCCUCUGAGAUGCAAUAAACACCUUGAACAAAGAAAA